Molecule: messenger RNA, 2502 nt
Organism: Aedes albopictus (Asian tiger mosquito)
Lineage: Eukaryota; Metazoa; Arthropoda; Insecta; Diptera; Culicidae
Gene: Mccc1
Product: methylcrotonoyl-CoA carboxylase subunit alpha, mitochondrial
Exons: 3
Coding region: 190-2289 (699 amino acids)
Cellular component (GO): mitochondrion
Molecular function (GO): methylcrotonoyl-CoA carboxylase activity; metal ion binding; ATP binding
Source: RefSeq, a predicted model, not a curated record
GCUGCAUGGAAAUUGUCAGUCCAGCACAUCAGAAUAAGCAGGCAAGCACGACGAACGGGGAACCAACUCUCAUCCUGCAGGGAAGGAAGCAAUCAUUCUUGAUUACUUCACCAAUUCUGAACGUAACAAGCGUGGAGUUCCUGUUCUAGAUUUUUAAAAUCUUCGGCCUCUGGAUUCAACUUCUCAAAAAUGCUAUUCAAAGUGUGGCACGCAGUGGCCGGCGGUGGCAGGUUCCUGUCGACCAGCGCGCAGCGGCACGGCGCAAAGAGUGUUCCCACCCGGCAGAUCAACAAGCUGCUAAUUGCCAAUCGUGGGGAGAUCGCGUGCCGAGUUAUGAGGACGGCCAAUCGACUGGGCAUCCAAACGGUGGCCGUUUUCUCCGACGCGGACGAGCGAUCGCUGCAUGCCAAGAUGGCCAACGAAGCGUACAACAUCGGACCGGCUGCUUCGCAACAGUCGUAUCUGCGAGGAGAGAAGAUCUUGGAGGUCGCUAAGAGGGCAGGGUGUCAGGCCAUUCAUCCGGGAUACGGAUUCUUGUCGGAGAACGUGGAGUUUGCGGACCUGUGCCAAAAGGAAGGAGUGGUGUUUAUCGGUCCGCCGGCGAGUGCUAUCCGGGAUAUGGGAAUCAAGAGCACUUCGAAGCAUAUCAUGAGUGAGGCUGGAGUUCCGAUCAUCAACGGGUAUCACGGGGAGGAUCAGUCGGAUGAGCGGCUGAUGCAGGAAGCGAAGAAGAUUGGAUUCCCGCUGAUGAUCAAGGCGGUUCGCGGUGGCGGUGGAAAGGGCAUGCGAAUUGCCGAGACGGAAGCGGAUUUCUUCCCGGCACUGCAGUCGGCCAGGACCGAAUCCGAGAAGGCUUUUGGGGAUAGCUCGAUGCUGCUGGAGAGGUACGUGCGAUCGCCAAGGCAUGUGGAAGUGCAGGUAUUUGCCGAUCAUCAUGGCAAUGCGGUUUACCUUUAUGAGCGAGAUUGCUCGGUUCAGAGACGCCAUCAGAAGAUCAUCGAGGAAGCCCCUGCUCCGGGAUUGUCGGAAGAGCUGCGCGUUCAGCUGGGCGAGGCUGCGGUCCGAGCGGCUAAGGCCGUGAAUUACGUCGGAGCCGGAACGGUGGAAUUCAUCUUGGACAAAGAGGAUUUAUCGUUCCAUUUCAUGGAGAUGAACACCCGUCUUCAGGUGGAGCAUCCAAUUACGGAAAUGAUUACCGGAACGGAUCUCGUUGAAUGGCAGAUCAAAGUUGCCUCCGGAGAGCCCCUUCCGAUGACGCAAGAGCAGAUCCGUAAGACCGGUCACGCAUUCGAAGCCAGAAUCUACGCCGAAGAUCCAGCGGGAGGAUUCCUGCCCGGUGCUGGUCCGCUGAAUUAUCUCUCGACGCCAGAGCCUUCGAGCACUACCAGAGUGGAAACCGGAGUCCGCCAAGGAGAUGAAGUGUCCAUCCAUUACGAUCCGAUGAUUGCCAAGCUGGUAGUGUGGGGUGAGAACCGCCCGAGUGCUCUCCAGUUGUUGAUCGAACAGUUGAGAAACUAUCAAAUUGCUGGACUUCAAACAAACAUUAACUUCCUCAUCGAUUUGGCUAGCCAUGGCCACUUCCAAGCGGCGGAUGUCCACACCGGUUUCAUCGAUCAGCAUAUGGCAACCUUGUUCCCGGUGAAAACCGUUUCCAACGAAAAAAUCGCUCAGUUGGCACUGGCUUACGUUCUGAACGAAAAUGCCAGCACCAGGAAGUCAUUGAAUCGGUUGAACCCGUUCGAUCUAGAGCUUAACUUCCGACCCAACUAUACUCCGACCCGGAAGUUCCAGCUGAAGGUAGGUGAGAAGGAGCACCAGGUGGAGGUGAAAUCCAAAGGAGUAGACUUUGAAGUUCGUGUCGAUGGAGGCGCCUGGUUGAACGUGAAGGCCACUAGGAAACCACACGAAAAUCGGUUCCUGCUGCAGACCAACAUCAACGGACACGUGUCGUGCUUCAACACGGUGAUUGAGAGUGGUUCCAUCGCUCUGUAUGAUGAUACUGGCCUCACUUCCGCCGAAGUGGUCCAACCCAAGUUUGUGACUGCCGAUAGUGCCAUGGAGGGAGCCAAUGCCGGUUCCGUUAUCGCUCCCAUGCCGGGAGUGUUGGACAAGGUGUUCGUUAAGCCGGGAGAUUCCGUUAAAGCCGGUACGCCCCUGGCCGUGUUGAUUGCCAUGAAGAUGGAACACGUCCUGAAGGCAGCGAUGGACGGAGUGGUCAAGGCCGUGCCCAAUGCUGAGGGUUCCAACGUGCAGAAGGGGGCCGUUUUGAUAGCAUUCGAAUCGAACUAGGAGAUGGGGACAGGCAACUCCAGAAUUAUGAACCAGUCGUGCAUUUACAAUCAACAGUAACAGUGACAAAUCGUGCAUUUAUUAGAACUAUUUUGUUAAUUUCUAUUGUAGGAUAAAAAGCGGGUAAAGCAAGAAACAGCAGCAUGGAUCAAACGCAAAGCGUUUUUAGAUCCUAUUAUCGACAAUAAAAGUCUUCCAAUAUUUCAAAUUCAA